CCGAGGAUCCUCCUGACCGUUGACAUAAAUCCACGCACCCGGCAUCCAGCUGGAGUCCUUCUUUCUUCCGGGUGUGUCUGACUGUGUUUCUUGUUGACUUUGCCGCAGCAUCCGAUCCCUUCACUAGGUCGCAUCGAGACCACCAUCGAACAUGGCCGACGUUCUCUCCACUCUGCGCGAGACCCUCCCCUCGCUUCUCUCCUGGAAGGCCUUGGCUCUGGUUCUUGCUAUUCUCAGCUUCAAGAACCUGCCUGGCGUGUGGCACAUUCGCCUAGGCUAUCACCUCUUCAUCAACCUCCGCCGCCACCCCACCGACGCUCCCUUCCCAACCUGCCCCCCUUCUACCAACUCCAGCUCCAGCACGAAAUCUAUAAAAUCCCACCCCAUCUUCGCCCCUCACAGCCUAACAACCCACACCUCCCUCUGGGAAACAGACUACAACAUCCACAAAUCCAACAGUACUUAUUUCUCCGACCUGGAUAUCUCCCGCACGGCGAUCGUCACUCGCGUCUACACCCCGGGAGUCACACUCAUCAGCAAACAACUCGAUACAGAACUGGCCAAGGUCAGCAAAGAACAGGGGAGAGAGAACGUGGGCAAGAAGAUAUACAUUGCGCUGGGGUCGACGUAUACGAGUUUCAAGAGGGAGAUUAAGCCGUUUGAGGGGUAUAAGGUUGUGAGUCGGGUGGUGGGAUGGGAUCGGAAGUGGGUUUAUAUUUUGAGUUUGUUUGUGAGUGGCAAGGGAGGGAAGGGGAAGGUGUUUGCAACGGCGGUGAGUAAGUAUGUGGUUAAGAAGGGGUGGUUGACGGUUCAUCCGGAGAGGGUUUUGCGGGCGAGUGGGCUUUAUCCUGAUGUACCCAUUGCUGAGGGUAUUACCAACAAGGAUAAGGAUGGAGAAGGCGAGGGAGAGGAAGGAGUUGUCCUAGUAGAAGAGGGAGAGGGCCUUGAAACUCCAGAAGGAAUCAAAGAGAAUGUCGCGGUAGACGGCGGGGUCGUAGGGGAAGUCCUGGACAAAGUCAAGCACGGAAAGGCGUGGGAUCGAAACGAAUGGACAUGGGAACAGAUCGAAGAAGAGCGACUACGGGGAUUAAAGGUCGUGGAGGGAUACGUGGGAUUAGAUGAGAAGUUGUUGGCCGAGUGGGAGGAAUGAUAUGUCUCCCUCUCUUAGAUGUAGACGAUAGAUUUAAAGCAUAAUACCCUUGAUACAUAUAAUAAUAGUAUCA
This is a messenger RNA of Aspergillus sclerotioniger CBS 115572, 1223 nucleotides long. Its product is annotated as acyl-CoA thioesterase. The record is from RefSeq and is a predicted model, not a curated record. The coding region runs from base 152 to 1150 and encodes 332 amino acids. The transcript is spliced from 2 exons. Lineage: Eukaryota; Fungi; Ascomycota; Eurotiomycetes; Eurotiales; Aspergillaceae.